GUUGUGAAAGUGGCGGUUGUUGGAGCAGGAGUGAUCGGUCUGUCUACAGCAGUGUGUAUAGCUGAGGGUCUCCCGUUCUCCUCAGUGACCAUACUGUCUGAGAAGUUCUCCCCAGACACCACUGGAGAUGGAGCUGCUGGGAUCCUUAUACCUGAAGUGUUUCAAUAUAUCCCACUGCAGCGGCAGCAGCGAUGGUUCAGAGACACGUUUGAUCAUCUGCGGGGAAUUAUUGAAACACCUGAAGCUCCAGAAGCAGGGGUGUUCUUCAGCUCAGGAUGCCUUUUGUACAAGGAAGUCCCUAGUGAUCCAAAUCCCUACUGGGCCAACCAUGUGUUUGGAUACCGCGCCAUGUCAGAUAGAGAGAUGAGGAGAUUCCCCAAUCAUAAAUUUGGUCAAGCUUUCACUUCAAUAAAAUGUGAAUGUCUGAGAUACCUGCCAUAGCUUGAGAAAAGGUUCAGAAAAGCUGGUGGUCAAAUUAAACGAGAGAAAGUGACUGACCUUCAGCAGCUUGUCAACAGCUACGACGUCAUUGUGAACUGCUCAGGCCUUGGGUCCCGUCUCCUGGUGGGGGAUGAGGGGGUUUAUCCAGUGAGGGGACAGAUUCUCAAAGUUCAUGCUCCUUGGGUGAAGAAUUUCAUAGGAGGUGGAGAUGGAGGUGGAAGGGCCUACAUCUACCCUGGAAUUGACUACAUCACUGUGGGCGGCACUAGACAGGUGGAUGACUGGAGGCUGGAAGUGGAUAUGAAAGACACAGAGGGCAUCAUGGAACGCUGCUGUCAGUUAGAGCCAUCCCUGAGAAAAGCUCAGGUGUUGGAAGAGUGGGUGGGACUGAGGCCUGGCAGGAGGAACCCGCGUGUGGAGAGUGAGUGGCUGCAGGCAGGACAGCGACGGGUGAUACUGGUGCAUAACCAUGGCCAUGAUGGCUGCGGUGGGGCUGGUGAGGAACAGUCUUCUUGA
Molecule: messenger RNA, 957 nt
Organism: Astyanax mexicanus (Mexican tetra)
Lineage: Eukaryota; Metazoa; Chordata; Actinopteri; Characiformes; Acestrorhamphidae
Product: D-aspartate oxidase-like
Exons: 4
Molecular function (GO): D-amino-acid oxidase activity; FAD binding
Source: RefSeq, a predicted model, not a curated record